AUGGCGACCUACGGAGCGGAGGAGCAGGCGGCGUGCAUCGUCGCCAAACCUUUCUCUAAUGGCGUGUUCUAUCACGAGGAGCCCCUCAGAGACGCCAUCCCCCUCUUCAUGUUACAGAUCAUCAUCACUGUCCUCACCUCCCGCAUCAUCUACUUCCUCCUCCGCCCCCUCAGGCAGCCUCGGAUCGUCUGCGACAUCAUCGGUGGUAUACUUUUGGGACAUCCGAUAUUGCCGUCUCUGCUUUCCCGAUUGCCUUUCUUCCCCCGUGGUACGUUCGACCACCUCAUACGGAAUUACACGGAGAUGCUGUUCCGACGAGAUGCGCUGUCCCUGACCCGCACCAUGGCCGCUUACGGCGUCAUGCUCAAGUUCUUCUUGAUCGGUGUCAAGAUAGACCCUCGCGACGCUUGGCGAUGCGGGAAGAAAGCCUUCUUCAUCGGCUUCUGCAGCAUGAUGGUGCCCUUCGUGGUCCUCCUCCCGUUCGGUCGGCUGUUCAAGAGCCGGGAAUAUGUCCGAGAGGACAAGAGUACCAUCAGCGUCGUGGAUGGCAUCGGGCAGGCGAGCGUAUUCAUCGACAUUGCCGCGACGGUCAGUGCCUCCUCCCCGCCGGUGUUGGCGGACAUCCUCACGGAGCUUCGGCUGCUCAACACCGAGCUUGGCCGCCUCGCCAUGUCGGCGUCCAUGGUCAAUGAGCUAACCAGGUGGACCAUCUUCGCGGUCUUUCCGGUGGUCCAACUGAGCUGGAACAAGAACGGCGUCAUCGGAGCACUGCUGGAGCUGGUAACUUCCCUCGCCAUCGUGAUCUCCGUUUUCGUCAUGAUCAACCUAUGGAUGCGGUGGAUCGUGAGGAGGACCCCGAAGGGUGGCCGCAUUGGGGAAGUGCACAUCUUGAUGGUUAUGCUGGCUGUGCUGGCCAUGGGCGUCAUGAGUGAUGCCUUUGGGCUGGGGUUCAUGGACGCGCCGCUGAUCAUGGGGCUCUUAGUGCCGGAUGGACCGCCGCUGGGAAUGGCGUUGGUGGAGCGCUUAGAGCUCAUAUCGACGGAAGUACUGCUGCCGGUGUUCUUCUUGGGCAUAGGGUGGGCGACCGACUUCGCUUCCAUCCAUCAACCCGUGCCGCUGCUGUGGUUGCUUCUGUUCAUGCUCGCGGGGCAUGUCGUCAAGGUCCUCGUCGCCGUGGCGCCCGCCGUCUAUAGCAAGUCGUCGAUCCGCAACGCCGCCGUGCUGGGGCUCAUGUUGAACUUUAAAGGUCUGGUGGAGCUCAUGGUCUACCUCAAUUUGAAGAACGUCACUGCGUUGAACCCUGCAGGCUACGUGGCUGUUGUGGUCGGCAUCGUCAUUGCCACGGCCAUCUCCUCGCUGCUGGUCUCCAUCCUCUACGAUCCCCUUAGCUCAAGCGGCAUGGUGGGCAAUCGAACGCUGCAGCACCUCAAGCCGCACGAACAGUUCUGCUUCGUCGCCUCGGUUCUCAACGAGGGCCCCGUCCCGAUGCUUCUCAACCUCGUGGAGGUGUCGUGCGCCGACGAGCAGAGCUCGGUCUGCGCCUACGUGCUGCACCUCGUGGAGUUGGGCGGCCGGGCGAGCUCCAGCCUCAUCGCUCACCGGAACCACAAGGACGUCUUCGUCAACCUUGGUCAAAUGGACCGCGUUCACAACGCCUUCAUCAACGUCGAGAAGAAGAAGGAGGGGGUCGUCGUCGUCCACCCCUUCACUGCCAUUUCCCCCUACGCCACCAUGCACCAGGACAUCUGCUCCCUCGCCAUGGAGAAGAAGGUUCCUUUCAUCAUCGUUCCAUAUCCGAGAAAGGAUUCUGGAGGCAGCAGAGAGGUAGAUCAGGCAGCUCGAAGCAUUAUUCCCCAGGUCCUCUCACAGGCUCCAUGCUCGGUGGGCGUCCUCAUCCACCAGACUCUCACCAGCUCCAGGCCGCUCGCUCUCGAACACUUCAACUACUGCGUCAGAGUCCUCUUCUGGGGCGGCAACGACGACCGAGAAGCGCUCGCUUACACUGCACGCCUGGCGCGGCACGCAGGCGUCCGCAUCUUCGUCAGCCGGUUCAUGCCUCAGGUCCACCGGAAGGAAGAAAAGGAGAUGACAUGGGACGACAUGAUCUUCAAGGAGUUCACGAGGGCGAACGCCGACAACGAGCGGGUGGCGGUGGAGGAGAUCGCGGUGAAUGACGUCAACCAAAUGAUCUCUACCAUCCGAUCCAUCGAAAUGGAGUGCGACCUGGUGAUCGUCGGGCGGCGGCAGUGCAGCGGCUCGUUGCUCGACGAGGCGUUAUCGGAGUGGACGGAAUCGCCGGAGCUGGGGGUGGUCGGCGAUAUGCUUGCCUCCUCCGAUUUCGCUAACUACUCGUUCUCCGUUCUCGUAGUCCAGCAGCAUGGCUCAUGA
Molecule: messenger RNA, 2388 nt
Organism: Musa acuminata subsp. malaccensis (wild Malaysian banana)
Lineage: Eukaryota; Viridiplantae; Streptophyta; Magnoliopsida; Zingiberales; Musaceae
Product: cation/H(+) antiporter 15-like
Biological process (GO): regulation of pH; proton transmembrane transport
Cellular component (GO): endomembrane system; membrane
Molecular function (GO): antiporter activity
Source: RefSeq, a predicted model, not a curated record